AUGAUCGACGUUUAGAGAUAAACAUUUAUUGUGUUGCAAUUAAAGCAUUAAGAUCGAUAAAGUAGAUACGGAUAUUGCGUGGUUGAUGUUGCGUGAUUCCUCAAGAUGUAAUUCAAGAAAUGCAUGGAAAAAAAGUCAUAGACAUAUAACAGCUUACCUUAAAUAGUCUAUGAUUAGAUUAUGAGAAUGGACUGGGAUUCUGACAGUGUCAAUAUUAAAACAUGCUCAGUGGAAAAAGCCUUGAUUCCAUUAAUUGCUCAGAUCAGCAUCAUUGUAAAUAGUAAUAUUAAAAAAGUGAUUGACCAGACUUCUCGAAAAAUACUUGACAGUGCUUUACCUAAUCUAGAACUCUCUGUGUGUAAGUUUUCAGAUAUCGGCCAUGAAAUCGGAAACUCAGAUACAGAUAUUAGAGAUGAAAUGCUGGAAGCUUGUGAUAUUGCAAGCCGAGCAUGUAAUAAAUUUGUUACAGAACUAAUUAACCAUGAAAAUUUUAACAAGUCAACAUUGACAGAAUCAUCUCGAAUGUUGUUGAGUUCAAUUACUCGAAUUCUUCUUUUGGCUGAUAGAAUUGCGAUCAAGCGUCUAGUUAACUCAAUUGAAAAGGUAGACAAACGAUUACUCGAGUUGGAAAAUGUGAAAAAUUUUACAGAAUUUGUUUAUAAAUUUAGUCAAUUUGGUAGUGACAUGGUGGAACUUGCCAAUAUAUCUGGUGAAAGACAAAAUGAUUUAAAAGAUGAUCUUCAACGAGCCGAGGUUUGUGCUUCAAGAUCUGUGCUUGAGAAAUCAACUAUGAUGCUAUUAACAACAUGCAAGGCAUGUUUGCGGCAUCCAGAAUCAGAGCUUGCUAAUGGAAAUCGAAAAUCUGUAUUUAAAAAUAUGCGCCAAUCGAUGGAUAUUUUGAAAUUGAUUAUUAGAGAUAAUGUUGCUCCAAACUCCAAUGUUAGUCAUGGGAUCACAUUAGAUUUUCUUGAUGUUAUGGAUCUUAUUGAGAAAGUUCCUUCUAACCCGUCUGAAGCCGUGCAGUUUAUAGAACAGCUUUCUGAGGCUUUAGACAAUAUUACAAUAGAUAUGGAAAGUGUAAUUAAUGUUGGGCAAAUUAACCCUACAAAAAAGUUGAACAUGAAAAGUUAUAUUAACAAAACAAAAGAACUCGAUAAAAAUCUACGAGCUUGUUUAAAGGGAAAAAAAGAUACAAUACCCAACAGCAUGAAGCACCUAAAAGAAAUCUUACCAAACAUCUUAACUAUUCUACAAGACCUAAAGUUUGAACUAACAGCUGCUACUAAAGAACAAGUUGUGCAACUGUCAAAAAUAUUUGAGUAUAAAAACUCAUUACGGCAACUUAAAGCUGCUGCAUUGGCUGAAAAUAAUGCAAGCUUAGAUGCAGAAAUAAAAAUAUUGGAUACAGAAUUUCAAAAGCUGCAAGAGGUUUCAAAUCUUGUGAAGAAUAUUUGUUCUAAUAGGCCAUGCAUACUUACAGCCUCAAGACUUGAAGAAAAUCUAGUCAAUCUAUUACCACAGAUGCGUGAUGCUGCAAAGAUGCUGGCUGCUCAACCUCAAAGUAAAAUAACACAAGAAAACUUAGAGGUGUUUAUAGAUGUAUUUGAAACCCAAGUCGAGGAACUAUGUAAUCUUCUGAGAAAUAUUACCGAAAGCAUUAACAAUAAUUCCUGUGGAAAAUCGUCUUCACGGCCGAUAUCAGCAGAAAUGUGAUUAGAAGGUUUUAAUGGUGUAAAUGAGUAUUUUGUCAAAAAAUUAUUAUUUGUUAUUAUCAUGUACUUGAUUUUCAUUGAGUUUGUAAUUAUUUUCAAGGAUAUUUAUUUAUUAAACUUAUUUCAAACAAUGUACUCUAAAUUUAGUUAAAUAAAAUGUUAAAAUUUGA
Molecule: messenger RNA, 1882 nt
Organism: Hydra vulgaris (swiftwater hydra)
Lineage: Eukaryota; Metazoa; Cnidaria; Hydrozoa; Anthoathecata; Hydridae
Product: alpha-catulin
Biological process (GO): cell adhesion; Rho protein signal transduction
Molecular function (GO): actin filament binding; cadherin binding
Source: RefSeq, a predicted model, not a curated record